Molecule: messenger RNA, 495 nt
Organism: Erigeron canadensis
Lineage: Eukaryota; Viridiplantae; Streptophyta; Magnoliopsida; Asterales; Asteraceae
Product: F-box/kelch-repeat protein At3g23880-like
Exons: 2
Coding region: 1-495 (164 amino acids)
Molecular function (GO): protein binding
Source: RefSeq, a predicted model, not a curated record
AUGGCGUAUAUAUAUUCGUUGAAAUCUGGAAAUUGGAAGAUUGUUAACCGAUUUCCUCAAGGUCUUCGAGUGGAAGGUAAUGGUACCUUUUUGAAUGGAGCUCUUCAUUGGUUAGCUGGUGGAUCAGAAACUCGUGGGUAUUAUUUGAGCAGUGUAGUUACUUUUGAUUUAGCGACAGGAGACUUUUUGUGGAAUUUCCCAACCUCUCAUGGGGAUUUGUGGGUGAUGAAGGUUCAUGGAGUGACAAACUCUUGGGUUAAAUUGUUUUCCAUACCAUAUCCAACUGAUCUUAUGAGAAAUCCAUUUGAUGCAUUUUUUGCGCCCUUGUGUAUUUUAGAUGAUGGGAAAAUUUUGCUGCAAUUCGGGUCAAUAAUGGUUCUGUAUGAUUUGAAGAAUAGAUCAUUAUCAGAGAUUCAGAAAUUUGAUAAAUGGCAUAAUGCAAUUACCUUUGUUGAGAGCUUGGUUUCACCGAAUUCCCUAGCAGUUGUUCCCUGA